AUGGAACAGGUAACUGAAACCAUCAGAAGGUGUCCACUGCUGUGGAAUACAGAUUUGGAGAAGUGUAGGGACAGCAAUUUAAAGGACACAGCAUGGGGUGAAAUAGCAGAGCAACUGGGACAAAAUAAGGCGAAUUUGAAAGAGGAAUGGAGGAAAUUACGUGACCACCACCACCAAGCUCUCUUCCAGAAGAAGAUCAAGUCAGGCCAGUCAGCUACAAAAUUCAAGCCAUGGAAAUAUGAACAACAAAUGGAAUUCCUCGUUACAACAGUGAAACAUAGGAAGUGUGACACUAAUAUCCCUCCAAUGGACCAAAGUGUUGUUGGGGGAACAGUCCCUGACUGCGACCGUCCUCUCACUCCAGGAGAUGAAAGCAUUACUGAUAUAGAGGAGAAUGAAGAGACUUGUCCCCUUCCCUCUACUAAUGCGUCAACACCAGGUGAAUCCCGUAACCAUCACCACAGGCAUAUGGACAAAUUAAUUAAUUAUUUGCAAGAAAAACCGAGCACCAAAAGACGUGCACCAAAAGCUGAUGACUUGGACUUAUUUUUUGCCAGAAACACCAGAGACAAGAAGAGAAUCGCUGCCCUCUCUCUGCGUCCUGCCGUGACGUCAGCACCAGGAGGCAGACUGGGAGGCGGCUGGGGGUGGUCUGCUUGGUUCCUCUGGGCGCCGUCGGCGGUCAGGGAGCGCCAGCGGCGCCAGCAUGUAAACAAAACAUAUCAGGGCUAA
Messenger RNA from Schistocerca piceifrons (Central American locust), 732 nucleotides. RefSeq lists its product as uncharacterized. The transcript has 4 exons. Bases 1 to 732 code for a protein of 243 amino acids. The record is from RefSeq and is a predicted model, not a curated record. Gene Ontology annotation, biological process: regulation of transcription by RNA polymerase II. Gene Ontology annotation, cellular component: transcription regulator complex; nucleus. NCBI's taxonomy places the organism in Eukaryota, Metazoa, Arthropoda, Insecta, Orthoptera, Acrididae.